Molecule: messenger RNA, 4031 nt
Organism: Carlito syrichta (Philippine tarsier)
Lineage: Eukaryota; Metazoa; Chordata; Mammalia; Primates; Tarsiidae
Gene: RHOQ
Product: ras homolog family member Q
Exons: 5
Coding region: 1-912 (303 amino acids)
Biological process (GO): cortical actin cytoskeleton organization; small GTPase-mediated signal transduction
Molecular function (GO): GTP binding; GTPase activity
Source: RefSeq, a predicted model, not a curated record
AUGAAAGGAAGCGAUUUAUCUCUAGUCAGCAAGUUGGGGGUGGGGUGCGGUGUCCGCGCGGGUACCCCCGCCCCCAGUGCCCAAAUGCUCAGCGCUGCACUCUUGGCCACUGAACAGGACCUGGAGAGACGGAGGUUUCCAAGCUUUGCCAGAAGGGGGUUGGCGGGGGGAGUGGUGGUGGUGGUGGUGGUGGUGGUGGUGGUGUUGGGGUUGCCGCUGGAGCACAAGUCAAGUUUUAAAGCACAAAGGUGUAUCAGCUCUCUGGGAUUACAACCGAACACCUUCCAGGGACACUGCGGCCGGAAAGGGGGUCUCGAAGAAUGUCACCUCCACAGUACGGUGGCCCGGCGCAGAGCCGACGGGGGUCUCCCUUUGCUGGCUGGUUGGGGGGACGUGCUUCAACCCGCUGCAUCUCCCUCGGUCACCCCGUUUCAUAUCAGCGUCACCGUGGGGGGCAAGCAGUACCUCCUGGGACUCUAUGACACGGCCGGACAGGAAGACUAUGACCGUCUGAGGCCUUUAUCUUACCCAAUGACCGAUGUCUUCCUUAUAUGCUUCUCGGUGGUAAAUCCAGCCUCGUUUCAAAAUGUGAAAGAGGAGUGGGUACCAGAACUUAAGGAAUACGCACCAAAUGUUCCCUUUUUGUUAAUAGGAACUCAGAUUGAUCUCCGAGAUGACCCCAAAACUUUAGCAAGACUGAACGAUAUGAAAGAAAAACCUAUAUGUGUGGAGCAAGGACAGAAACUAGCGAAAGAGAUAGGAGCAUGCUGCUAUGUGGAAUGUUCAGCUUUAACCCAGAAGGGAUUGAAGACUGUUUUUGAUGAGGCUAUCAUAGCCAUUUUAACUCCAAAGAAACACACAGUAAAAAAAAGAAUAGGAUCAAGAUGUAUAAACUGUUGUUUGAUUACGUGAGAAACAUCUUCAGUGGCCAAGGCAAAUAUCCAUUUCUCUUGAAAGCAUAUGAAACGCUACAGCUACGCCCAGACCUCUUGUAGAUAACAAAGCAGUUCACAACUUGAAAGAAAAAAAAAAACCUGUCCUCAGAAUUCUAUAAAGUUCAUUAAGAAUGUUUCUUAAAGGUCUAAGAAGCAGUAAGCAGCAUCUGAAGCCACAAUCUAUUAUAAAUACUUUAUUUCAACUAGAAGGUACAAUCUCUCAGGGGUUUCAUAGUUUAAAAAGCUACAAUCACAUCAUGUUGUAACUACAUAAAAAACAGUGCUGUAAAUGGAACUGCUUGGCUUUGACCAUAUACAUUUCUGCACAGCCCUUAUGGAAUCUGCACAAAGAAAUAUCUUCUCCCUUUGCUCCAAUUAACUGUUCUUGUAUGUAAGUUGCUUUCUAUUCCAGUAUAUCCAGAGUGGUGAAAUAACAAGGCCAGCCACGUAGCCAAAGGUCGCUCCAAGCGUGCAGGAGAUGGGCCAGACCUGAGGAGAGAAUGUAUGAGAUCACAAAAGAACAAAUGUUUUAUUAUUACUUGAGCACAAGUGUAACCUAAAUAUUCCUAUAGUAAAGCUUAAUGUACUUUCUUAAAGAAUGCCAAAAGGGUCAUAGGGUCAUAACUGCAUUUAUCAUGAACACUAAAAAAUGUACACAUUUUAGUUAAUGUGCAUUAAACUGUAACAAGGCUUCUGGCAAUUGUAGAUUUAGUUUGAUGCUCCCCCAAACUGCAUGAGAUACAUGCUAAAAUUAUGAAUUAAAAUUGGGGUCAGACUUUGCCAUAAUCCUGGACUCAACUUAGCUCUCUGAACUAGUUGGUAAUUUUUUUUAAUUCCCACAUUGACUGUGUACAUCAGAUGAAACGAGAACUGUGUAUGCUGACCAAACCACAAAAAACUUUAAGUUGUGUUAAAGAGGAAAGCCCUAGAAUCCAAGCACGUUACAUGAAAUUUAUAACAGAGCAGCUGCUUCCACCUUUCAGAUAGAGAUGCUGGAACCACAGCAGAAGUUAUGAAACUACAACUUAUGUGUACAACUAGAGUGCAAGUUAGACAAAAUGCUGGCUUCCAGAUGCCCAUCUUCUCCAGCUGUAUUACGUUAAGCUGCAAGUAAUUAAUGUUGAUUCAUUUCAUCCACAAGCAGUGCAUCUUGGUCCCUAGGUGAAGGGCUCUAUUUAAAAAAAAAAAGUUGGAGACAAAUGUUCAUGUUCAUCUGUGAUGCGUAUUUGGUAUACUGGAGCCAUUUCUAAUCUUUCUCUGGGGGGAACAGGCCAUAGAACUGUGUUAGUAGUGAACCAUCUUAAUUCCUCAUUCUGUUACCUAAUUCAGCUUCCUUGGUCUGCUGUAGCUCUGCCUUACUCCAAAUGCCAUGCACCAGAGGAUGGUGUAACCUGAAGCUUCAGUGCAAACAACCCAAUGCAGUUUAGAGAAGCAUAACCUAAUCUAUAACAUUUUUUCCAGCUUUUCCUACAUUUAAACUUGCUGUUGCCUAAAUUAUGACUUUCGUUAUGUCUUUGAUGGACUUCUGUUAAUUUCCAUGACUUGAGCUUAUAGCUAUGUCUGCUGCACAGAUUGGGUAAUGGAACACUAAACUUUUAUACUUGAAAAUGACAGCCUUAAAUGCUCAUAUCAGUCACAAAUCUAGGGUGUACUGUCUUGUUGUAUGUGAGCUUUGUAGAGAUUUUUAAAAAUAUAGGCAUCAUCUUCCCCAUUGAAGAGUGGAGAGAAUCUGCUGGAUAACUAUUCAGAAACUUUCUCUCCAAAUUGGACAUUGGAUGUCUUCUUUCUCCCAAGAAACGGUGGUUCGCAUUAAGUAUCAUGGCCUUAUUGUAUGCUCAAAUGGAAUCUUAUGUAACUUUCUUAUUUAAUUUUGGUCUGCUAUUUUUAGAUAGAAAAGAAUUGUAUAAAUCAAUUAACAUAUAGCUAAGCUGUCCAACAUGUGGCAUAAAGGAAUUAAGACAGUAAAGUAUUAUACAUUUCCAACUUGCCUUUGGGGAUUUGAUGGCAGAUUUUUUUGUUUUCCAAAUUCAUAUCUCUGCAACUCUCCACACCUGGUUUGCCAGCCAAUGAAAAUUAAACUCUAGAAUGUGUCCUGCCCUAACAGAAAUGAAUUAGGAAUCUUGAGCCACAAACUGGUGUCACCUGUCUUUCUUCAUUUUAUUAUAAAUAUGGGAAGUCAAUCAGAUGAUCUCCAAUGUCUCCUAUCUGUCAACUGUUAGGAUUCUCUUCUUUCUUAUUCGCAAUAAUCAUCGCUGGACAUCACCUUUCCAGCUUCACAUUCUCAAGAUGGUAAAAACCUGUAUACAGGUUACUAGAACUCUUAAGCAGAGAUGAUUGUCUCAUCUGAACCUGAGGUGCCUUGGGUACUCCUCACCUCGAUGAGGUUUGGAGUUUCCCAUUGCUUAUUGAGAGCUUUUUUAAUUUGGUUCUUUAGUUUUUUUUGCAAGUUUUUUCCUGUCACUUUAACUAAAAACCAAAGAUUUGUUUUCUAUUCAUAAGCAGAUUGUAGAAAAACUGUCUUAUUUUCAGAAGUAUGUCUUCAUUAAAGGCUUAGGUUUCAAUAGAAAUUCAGACUUAUCAUUAGAACAACUAGUAUUUCAAACUAAUGAAAUACCUGGGAAAUAAAAUGCUUCAAAAAUAUUUUAUUGCCAUGAAUUUUGCUAGUGAAUACAAAUACAUUACUUCAAAUAAGGUCAUGUGUGAAUGAACUUAAAAAAAAUUUGUAGUUAAUCAGUUUCUGCAUACAGAGAAUUAGUUCUAAAGUUCUUAAACAUAAAUUCAGGGGCUUCCUGAAAUCUUAUUUAAUACUUUGCUAAUUUAUACCCUUAUUAUAUCGCUACAGGUAAAUUUUAGGUUAGUCCAUGUUGAAUUCUAUUUCCCAAUAAGUAGAGCUUUAAAUGAUGAGUUUUGUUAUGAAUGAUCUUAGUUACUUUAGACACUGUUUCCAUUUGGUUUUUAAUUAUUAAUUUUAAGUACCAAAUUAAAUACCGGUCUGUUGGUUGUUGCUUUAAGUGAUUGUUACUUUAACAGUGUCCCUUCUUAACACAUGGGGUUACAAAUAAAAUAAUAUGCAUAGUUUACUAUCUAUGUAAAGCA